Molecule: messenger RNA, 1408 nt
Organism: Orbicella faveolata
Lineage: Eukaryota; Metazoa; Cnidaria; Anthozoa; Scleractinia; Merulinidae
Product: cubilin-like
Source: RefSeq, a predicted model, not a curated record
UUCUUCGCGUAUAUUUGCAAAGAAGGAACUAAUCUUGAAAUUCGUGAUGGCCAGAGUUCAUCAAGCGACUUGAUAAAAACAUUCUGUGGACAGGACUUUGAGAGUUCGGUGUUUUCCAGCGGUCGCCAUCUUUGGGUUCAGUUCCAGUCUUCAGAUGAUUCAUUCCAAUACGGAACUGGAUUCCAUGCCCUGUUUGAGAUGGUCAAUCAGUUACCAGCACCUUUUUCCUGCACUGCGCGCAACCUGCGGGUCAAGUUAAAGUUAGAGACUGGAACCUUGGCCAGUUACAACUACCCUCUGCCAUAUGAUGAUUCUGUUGAAUGUGUUUGGAGCAUCAAUGUGAAUACUGAUUCCAUAAUUGAACUGUCGUUCGAUUUCUUCAAUCUGUCCGACUCCGCUGACUGUUCUGAGGAUUACGUGGAGGUGCGUGAUGGCCUGUUUAGCGAGAGUGAACUUGUAGGAAAGUUUUGUGGAUCAAAUAAACCCUCAAAGAUAACUUCAGAUUUGUGGGACUUGCGCGUGGCGUUCAAGUCCAGUGGAAAAACGAAAUAUCCCGGAUUCAAGGCAACCUACAAAACAAAGAAAACAGAUACAACUCUACAGAUUUUAAAGGCCGUGGGAAUUAGUCUUGGAGUACUAGUUCUUUUAUGUCUCGUUAUAUCCAGUUGUAUCGUGUGCUACAAGAGAACGCACAAUCAACCUCAGCCCGGAGUCGUUCUUCAAGGAGCUGACAAUUCUGCUCAUGUCGCUGAAGAUACAAGGAAACAAACCACUAGUUUUUAGCUUCUUGGAUACUUAAAACGGAGAGCAGAAAAAGGAAAACAAUUCGUAUAAGCAAACCGGUUUUCCACAAUCGAAGUUCUCACUCUACGUCUUUUUAUUGGAGUAUAAGAUUAAGAAGCCUGAAUUUUAGAGUACCUCUAGAAUGACUGACUAUGUUACGAGCUAUUCAUGUAUGUCAUUAUUGUAAUCCAUCAAAUAUUUUCGCUCGAACUACGCUCUCGGAAAACUGUUCGCUUCUCGGAACAGAUAAUGUCCGCGAACAAAUAUAUCUAGGCAUAUUUUCGCCUCAACUGGAGGCCAUUGUUUGUAUAUUGGGACAGCAUACACGACAUCUGAUUGGCUAAUUCCGAAUUUGCUGCAGAAAAGUAGUAUAUUAUUCUACGGAGCGGAUAUUGGGAUCCACUCCCUCUCUAUUUAAUAGUUUUAUAUUUUUGUUUAAUUUUUGUAAAGGAAUUUUACCUCAGGUCUACAGAUAUUUAUUAUAUUACGGGAAUACAUUUUGUAACAAGCUAUGAAUCAAAACUGAGUGUGUAUACCUUUCGUAUGACCGGCAUAUUGAGGCAUUUAUACAGACCAAUUGUAUCUUUAUUUACGGUCACAUAUGAAAGUUAUGAUUUAACUGUCA